GGUGAAGGCGGCAGUGGAGGCGGGGGUGGAGAUCCGAUGUGCGUUGACGAUAGUGCUAACGCUGUUGUGGAGAUGGGCGUUGGUGUAGACCAAGGAGUUGUGUCGCAGCAUGAUGAUGUUGGUAAUGACAGGGUCAUGGAAGGACAGGGGGUGGUUUCUAACUCUGGUGAUGAAAUGGGGAGGAGAGGCUAUGGUGACGAAGCCGAGACUGAAGAGGCAGCAACGGUUCAGGGCAGCAAGGAAGGCACCGAGGAACUACUCCGGAAGGUAGUGUACAGCGAGGAAGAAGCGUACAAGCUGUACUGUGACUAUGGGCACCGCAUGGGGUUCAGUAUCCGAAAGGGGAAGCAGUCCUACUUUACUGGCACGAAAAGGAUCAGGACCAAGGAUUAUUUCUGCUCCAAGGAAGGCAUGAAGGAAGGGGAGAAGCUUACUGAUGCAAACUUCAACGACCCGCAUACUAGGACGAAUUGCAAGGCCAUGGUCCGCUUCAGAGUGAAUGACCAGGGUGAGUGGAAGGUUAUCCGGCUGGUCUCUGAUCACAACCACAACCUGGCAAGACCUGAAGAGCGACAUCUUUUAAGGUCUGCAAGAUCACUUAUAGCGGGGAGGUCAAGUUCUGUGGAAGCUAUGUUGUAUGGUGGGUACCAAGCACCUGGUGCACCUUCGCGAAUCACUUUAGGAAGCACUGAUGUAACCAACAACACAGAUACGUCGAAGCAAGAUUCACUUCCAUGUUAUAGUAGUAUGGCAAGGUCACCAGCCAUAGGAAAUGGAGAUUUGCAGAGCCUUGUAAGACACCUUAAGAGCAGGGCAAAUGAAGAUGGUAUGUUCUAUUGGGAUGUUCAAAUAGACCGAGGUGGUCGGAUGACUAAUUUUUUUUGGCGUGAUGGCAGGAGCAGGAUUGACUUUGACUGUUUUGGUGACGUAGUUGUGUUUGAUUCAACUUAUCGCUUAAACAAACAUAAUUUGAUUUGUGCUCCUUUUGUUGGUGUGAACCACCACUGGCAGAGCACCAUGUAUGGCUGUGCUCUGUUAGCUGAUGAGUCUAUGUCAUCUUUUGUAUGGCUAUUUAAGUCUUUCUUGGAAGCAAUGGGCAAUCGGCAUCCUCGUUCAAUUUUUACCAAUCAAGAUCAAGUUAUGUCAAAGGCAAUUGAGGAAGUAUUUCCAAAUACAUGUCAUCGCAUUUCUCGCUGGCACAUACAAAAGAAUGCUGCUUCUCGUCUUGGUGCACUUAAUGGUUCCAAAGCAUUUAAUAAGUUGUUUACCAAAUGCAUGCAGGGAUGUGAAUCAGAAGCUGAGUUUGAGGAGGCAUGGGCUGAGAUGCUUAGCGAGUUUAAGCUGGGGGAUAACAAAUGGCUUAAAAAACUUUAUAAACUUAAGCAGAAGUGGUCUGGUGCUCUCAACAAACACACUUUUGAUGGUGGGGUCGAAUAUGAGCCACAAUGUGACAGUCUGAGUAAUAUAUUUCAUUGCAUUGCUGACAAAUUGACCUCUAUGUCAGCAAUUGUUGUUGCUGUGGAUAAGUUGACUGAAGAUUGGCGUGAAAAAGAGUUUGAUGAAGAUAUGCGAUGCAGCCAAAAGCCGCCUGCUUGUAUUAUAAAGCACAGUGAUAUUUUGAAUCAUGCAGCAAAAGUUUAUACACAUAGAAUCUACAAGUUGUUUGAGACAUAUUUUCUUGAUGGGUGUGGCGCUACAAAAUUCAAGCAGCUUCAUUGCGAAGAUGACAACAGAUAUCAAUUUGAGAUGACAAUGCAAGGGCGAGGGUCAAGAGUCUGCAUAGUUCAUUUUGAUAUGUCGACAAUGCAACUCAAUUGCAGCUGUAGUAAGUUUGAAACAAUGGGUUUACUUUGUCCACAUGCUCUGAAAGCUCUUAGCAUCAAGAAUGUGUGCAGUAUUCCAGAAACAUAUAUACUGAAGAGGUGGACCAAGGGUGCUAAGAAGUGGGUUUUUAAUCCAAAGCAAUACGAAUCAUCCUAUCAGGAAUGUAUGGAUGAUGAAGCUGCAUACUGCAACCAUGUUAUGCGCUAUGCUUAUGACCUUGUUACGAAGAGUCAAGGGCAUGAAGAAUUGAGGAAAUCACUUUGGGAAACUCUUGAGAGUGGAGAAAAGGAAUUGGAGAAAUAUCUAGAAAAUGUUACCCAAUAUGCACUUUCUUAUGCCACUUGAAAGAAGCUUUGAUUGACCUUCUUAGACUUCUGAGGAUGAGAAAGGUGCGUACUUCGUGGUCCUUAGAAGAUAUGCCUGAGUUUCUACUGACCCAAACUCAAAGUGUACUCUAAGAAAUGAAAAUAUGAACUUUUGAAACAGGAUGCAAGUUUGAGUUAUAGAAGAUGCUGCUAUUGGAUUCUUGGUAUUGACUUCAUCAGAUGCAGACCUUAUUGGCUGAAGUGGUUAGCCUUGGCUGAGCUAGUCCACCUGCUAAUGGAGGAAGGGGAUGCUUCUCACCUGCACCAGGGGUGAUGCAUACCAGGCCAGUGAUCAUGCCCUGCACUGCGCCAAUUACCGACGGCUUCCCGAAGAAGAAGACAUCCAGGAUCGUCCACACGAGUAGGCUGGU
Molecule: messenger RNA, 2560 nt
Organism: Oryza brachyantha (malo sina)
Lineage: Eukaryota; Viridiplantae; Streptophyta; Magnoliopsida; Poales; Poaceae
Product: protein FAR1-RELATED SEQUENCE 7-like
Exons: 3
Coding region: 37-2169 (710 amino acids)
Biological process (GO): regulation of DNA-templated transcription
Molecular function (GO): zinc ion binding
Source: RefSeq, a predicted model, not a curated record